Molecule: messenger RNA, 1888 nt
Organism: Tribolium madens (black flour beetle)
Lineage: Eukaryota; Metazoa; Arthropoda; Insecta; Coleoptera; Tenebrionidae
Product: restriction of telomere capping protein 5
Exons: 7
Coding region: 94-1614 (506 amino acids)
Source: RefSeq, a predicted model, not a curated record
UGUUUUGUUUAUCAAUCAGUGCGACCAACUUCGGCCAAGUCAUUUAUUAGUAACCUAUAAAAUGAGUCAGUAGUGAUAAAAUCGGGGUAAAAGAUGGGAAACCACCACGGCCACGGCCCCCAUAGCAAAUCCGGGGACUCGACUCCGACUUCCAACGGUUCGCGUAAAAGCAUUUCGCGGACGGUCUCAAAUCACGAAAUUCCAGCGGAUAAACCGAGCCCCUUGUUACCCGUGGAAAAGCUAACCAAAAUUUUGGCCGAUAAGUCUUUCGAAGAGGAAAACAUCCAUGGGAUUACCCUUAAUGUUUUCACGAAAUAUUUGUUUCCCCGUUACCCCGUCUUGGCCGAGAAGCUUUUCACGUACUUACUCAAGGGGGCUAAAUCCCGCAAUACUUACAUUGACAUUCAAGGCUUCAAACACCAAUGCGAAAAAUACCUUUCUGUGAGUGUGCCAUCAAUGAUAGCCCCACUUGACAUCCUCAAGUUCCAGAUUCUUGACGAUGAGACAGUCCGCGAUGUUUUCGUCCGUAUGUUUGCCACACAAGUGGAAGACUCCGGUGAAAUUAUAACCCCCGAAGGCCUCCGUUCGCUCUUAAUGUGCGCUUAUCACGUCAGCAUGGACCACUACUCCGAGGGGCCCCAAAUGUGCCUCUCAAUAAGCAAAACUUUGAAAGCUGUUGUUGAUAGUUGUUUUCACACCAAGACUCAACUUUCCACCCAAUUCGUGUCUCAUUGGUUGGCCGCAAAUUGUCCCCGAUUGUUGCUCCCCCUACACAGAUAUUUAGUACAUUCCUUGGCCACUUCGUGGCGCACUUUGGAGGAUAUUGCAAAUGCACCAGCCGCAGGUUUGGAAUUGGCCACGCCUGUUUUGGAACAAGCUCCACCCUUCAGUCAAAAACACCCCCAUUUGCUACAUAUGAGUUUGUCGUGGUUGUUGGCAGGGGCCCUCCCACCAGUCUUCUCAAGACCACAGAAAGCCCAUUCCCCUAGUAACAGUGGCGUUGGUUUGGCAAGUACCGCCUUCUUAACCAAAUUACUGUGCGCUGUGCCUUCCCAUUGGGUCGUUUUAUAUGAUUCUGAUGAUAAUGGUUUGGGGGCUAACCGUUUCCUACACCAUGUUAUGUCAUACAAGGGCCCCACUUUGUGUCUUUUGAAGGUCGAAGACGGUCAAGUUUUCUGUAUUGCAUCACCUAAUGAAUGGAAAGAAUCGAAUCAUUAUUGGGGUGGGGAGGAGUCUGCUGUUUUUCAAUUGUUACCAAAGUUUGUGUUACUGGAGAUGGGGUCUAAAAUGUUGUAUUUGAAUACAACGGUUCGGGGGUACCCCUAUGGGUUACGUGCUGGUAAAGACCCACGCAAACCUAUAAUUAUAGUAGACGGUGGUUUUGAAAAGAUGGAGUUUAAAAAAAUCCCCUACAGUUUACUACGUAUUGAAGUGUGGGGUUGUGGGGACCCUGUAAGUCGCGAACAUCAAUUAGAAGUGAAAAAAUGGGAAGUGAAAGAAGCGGAAAGACAGAGAUGUGUGAAAUUGAGCGCCGCUGAUUGGCUGGACCAUCCAGAUAGGUAUUUGUUGGAGUUGGCUGGGAGACCACAAUACCACCAAAACCAAACACAAUAAGUAUCGAUUAAGUACUUAGAAGUUUGUUAUAGUGAUAUUAAAUUUAGGUUAGGGACUGUUAUAUUUAUUCAAAAGUCUCAUUCUCAUUGAAAAGUAUUUAUAUGUGCCUUGAGAACCAACCAAUGCCAACGUUACAGUAUUUGGCUUUUUCGAUAUUAUUAGCUACUUAACUAAAUUUAAUCAAGCUACUUAAUUUGUUUUUAUUUUUAACAGGGUGUUGUUCAUUACACAAAGUGUUCAAUCAGACAUAUUUUUAUAAAAAAUGUUUGACCCA